UAUUAUUAUUAUCAACUCACAUAGGCGCAGAGGAGCAAAAAGAGAAUCGCUUGCUUUUAUGCUGGGUGAUCUUUACUGACUGUUUUUUUUUUUUUAUCAGCACGUUUGAAGCAAAAGAAGAAAGGGAGGGCUUGAGGCUGGAAAUGGCAGACCACAUGAUGGCCAUGAACCACGGGCGCUUCCCUGAUGGAACCAAUGGGCUUCAUCACCAUCCCGCACAUCGAAUGGGAAUGGGUCAGUUUCCCACCCCUCACCAUCAUCAGCAACAGCAACAUGCCUUCAGCGCUUUGAUGAGUGACCAUAUACAUUAUGGAGGUGGAAAUAUGAAUGCAAACAGUGGGAUCAGACACGCCAUGGGGCCAGGGAAUGUGAACGGGGGCCACCCUCCAAGCAGCAUGCCGCCAACAGCCAGGUUUACCAGUUCCCAGUUUAUGGCCCCUGCGGUGGCAACCCAAGGGGGGCCCUUAACAGCCAGCAUGCAGCUGCAGAAGCUCAACAACCAGUACUUCAGCCACCAUCCGUAUCCUCACAACCACUACAUGCCGGACUUGCACCCUGCCAACCAUCAGCUCAAUGGAGCAGCCCAGCAUUUUAGAGACUGCAACCCGAAGCACAGCAACAGCAGUGGUGGUAGCAGCAGCAAUGUGCCUGCCUCUGUGCCCCACGUCCCUGCAGCAAUGCUGCCUCCCAAUGUCAUCGACACUGACUUCAUAGAUGAGGAGGUGCUCAUGUCCUUAGUCAUAGAAAUGGGCUUGGACCGCAUUAAGGAGCUUCCAGAGCUGUGGUUGGGACAGAAUGAGUUUGAUUUCAUGACAGACUUCGUUUGCAAACAGCAGUCCAGCAGAGUGAGCUGCUGACUUCUUGUGAAACAAAGGACUUUUUAUCUGUGUGAAUGCAAACAUUCCCUCAAGACACAGUAUUGCAAAGGCUUUUAGGAGUUUGAAUAUCUGGGAAACAGAGUAAACUAUAAGCUUGUACAAAUAUGAUUUCUCCCUCCUUUGUUUUUAAUUGCUGUCAUUUCUUUAUUUUUAACCUUGGAUACUCAUUUCUGCCUCCCUUCCUGUAAUAAUGAUUCAGUCUUUAGAUUUUCUCAGUCUUGCUGCUUAUUUUUUUUCCCACUGGUAAUAUGCCAAUUAUUUCAACUGUUAUGAAUAUUGGCAGAUUGCUUAAACUUGUGGAUUUUCUGUAGGCUAUCAUUUCAAAUAACUAGGACAGCAUUCAGAUUCUGAGUUAAAGGACAAAAAAAAUGCAGUAGUUGGUUGCAUGAAGUUCAGGGUAGAUUCCUGCACAAAUACUGCCCUCUUGCUUUGUUUUUAACUAUGCAUUGCAGUGCUACUAACUUUUAGUCUGCUUAAACUGGAAGCUUAUCAAAUGUGGGCCAAACCUUCCCUGAUCAGGAAAAAGAAACCAGUUCCUUACUCUGCUAUUUGUUCCCCUUCCCAUCUGUACAGACAGUAAUAAUAGUAUGAAUGGAAUGGUCUCUAGUCAGGGGCAAAGAAACAUUUCACAAUUCUUUUUAAAACAUUUUGUUCUAGCUCCUUCUGCAGCUUUUUUAAUUUUGGCAUCAUGCUUAUAUAGUUUAUUCAGUUCAAUGGGAAAAUACUACUGUGUUGAAAGCUUUUUAGGAAAUGUUGACAGUAUUUUUGUACAAAACUUUUUUUGAGAAUAUACUUGUUAAUUUAUUCUAUUUUAAUUUGCCUGUGUCAAUAAAAAAUUGAGAAAUGCUUUAAUUAUUCCUAAACAUCAUUUACCAAUAUUUUUUCUUUAAUUUAUCCUUCUCCCCCCCCCCCCUCCCCUCACCAAUGUUUGAUACACAUAGUCAGUCUGAAUUGUUCAACUGUUGGGUUCUGCAAGAAAUGUUUUGAAGGAAAACUUACAUGACACCAUUGUAUUUUGUAUGUCAUGACUGGUGCAGAAGGUGAAAAGGAUUUAAGGAUAAAUAUGACAUCACAGUUUCAUAAAUAACAUUGUAACAUGCCUGUGUAAUUUUAUCAAAAGUAAAAUUGCCAAGAGGCAACAAUUUUGUGAUUUGCCAACUUACUUGCUUUAAAUGUAGUUGUCCAGAAUUAUGAUGCAUAAAGUAUUUAUUCUAUUUAUCUAUUAAACUUUAAUUUUUAUAAA
Heteronotia binoei (common prickly gecko) is the source of this 2121-nucleotide messenger RNA. It is a transcript of the gene CITED2, whose product is annotated as Cbp/p300 interacting transactivator with Glu/Asp rich carboxy-terminal domain 2. The transcript is spliced from 2 exons. Gene Ontology annotation, cellular component: nucleus. Gene Ontology annotation, biological process: sex determination; left/right pattern formation; regulation of DNA-templated transcription. Bases 144 to 857 code for a protein of 237 amino acids. Lineage: Eukaryota; Metazoa; Chordata; Lepidosauria; Squamata; Gekkonidae. The record is from RefSeq and is a predicted model, not a curated record.